Molecule: messenger RNA, 2751 nt
Organism: Paracoccidioides lutzii Pb01
Product: mediator of RNA polymerase II transcription subunit 16
Exons: 10
Coding region: 1-2751 (916 amino acids)
Biological process (GO): positive regulation of DNA-templated transcription
Cellular component (GO): mediator complex
Source: RefSeq, a predicted model, not a curated record
AUGCCAUUGAUCAUGGAAGAUAGUAUUGAUGUCGAUGAUCUUUUUGGGGGAUCCAACUUCCCUGGAGCUAGGGCUGGAAGCCACAGCGCCUACCAUCAAAGGGCUACCCCAAAGACUCGACGAGCUACGGCUUUCGGGAUGUUAAAAAUUGCAUGGUCAAAGCUUGGGGCAAUUGCGUACGUCUCACAAGACGGUCAGAGAGUCCAUCUGCGAUAUCUCUAUUGUAGACCAGAUGACGGCAAAUGGACAUUGAGUGAUGAAGCCCCUAUUAAUCAGAUCACUGAUCCCCACGGCGUCCACGCCAUAGUCCAUCUUCUUUGGAACGAGGCUGGGUCCGAACUGGCCAUCGUGGAUAGCUCUGGACGCAUCUCAAUUGUCACGAUUUUGACGACACUGAAUACGAUUAAUUUCGCACGGCAAGCAUCUAUAGACCCUGAUGAUGAUUGGGCCCAGCCUGUUGGGUUGAUGUGGUUAAGUGUGAACCGACCGCUCUUUGGCUUCCAUAAGGCAACACGGACGGAUGAUAGAUGGAGCUAUCCAGCACAUCGAAGGCGCCCUCUGGGGCCUCUGCAUCCCGUUAAUAAGUCUGGCCUGGUCCUGGUGACCAAAUCCGGUCACAUUAAAAUCAUCUACCAGAAUCCAGACAUGAGAUGGGCGGAGAUAUCCACGGAAUUGACGUCUAUUGGGUAUUCAGAUGGGAUAUUGACGCAUGCCGCCAUGGCACCAGCGGAAGGAAGCGGGAUUUCCAUCGCGACCCAUUCAGAAUGCAGGGAAAUAUGUUUUUACCGUGUUCAAGUUAGAUGGGAUCCUCCAGAGUGGGAUCAAACGCUUAAACAGGGUGGUCAGCCCAAUCCAUUCCCAACUCCCAGUUUUCAAAUAUUGCGCACCAAGACCGAUACUCUGAGUGACGUUUUCCAUCCGCCGGUCCACGACACGGAAAACUUAUCAGAUUUCUCAGCGGCCAACGGGGCAGUUUACAGGGUUACUCAUCUUGAGAUAAUAACCGCACCUCAGGUUCUUCCAGGAGCACAGAGUGCUUCCGGUCCCUGCGUAUUAGCUCUUGCUUCCAUCCCCGUUCAUAGUCAACUUGGUCAACCACAUCCUUCUGUGCCCUCGAGCGUUCUUAUCCGAUGGCAGCUAGACACAAUGGCUCAGACCUUACACCCAAGCUUUGACGAUGUUGCAUCGAACAAAACUGCUGCUAACCCCAAGUCUAAAAUAGCCUUCAGGAGACAAGAGGACAUCUAUUUCGACAGAUUUGUGGUAUCAAUCGACCACAUGGAAGCCGGCGGCGUGGUUGUCAUCACAUACGAUGAUAGCUCCAUAUCGUUUUUUGAUGCUAAAACCAUGAGACCCGUCAAUGAGAAUGAGGACGUGAAUGUUGUGACGAGCAUGCCAAAUGCUGGAUUCACUUUUCCAAUUGACGCGUCAGGCCUUCACAUCGCAUUUUCACCGAGUGGUUGCCUGGCGGUGGUUCUUGAUGGGGAAUGGCAGAUGCAUUUGCGGUACAUGGAACAUUCGUAUGGUAUGGAAGAUGGAAUGUAUAACAACGAUAAAUUCACAUGCGCAAUAGCAGCACUUGCUUUGGGGUAUGUUAGAGCAUGUGGGAGUGAUACGAGUGCGGACGAUAUACUUUCAGUGAUCGUAAGACAGCUUAAUCCUGAUGCGCAAAUGUCUUUUGUCACAGAAGUCUAUUCAAUUUUAUUCAUGAGCGUCGACUUUACUGAGCAAGAUAAAUUGGUAAACAACCAGUCUAUCCAAAAGGGGCUCAGCAUGCAAGCCGUUCUUGGGUUCAGAUCCCGAUUCCAGCCACGAGCUCUAACAUCCGCCGUUCCUUGGAUAAUAUUAAAUAUUCGGCAGAUUAUGCUACUGAUUUUAACCUUUUCACACUACCUCAAGAGUGGUAGAGAAUCGACUCCAUGUGAGCCUGAGGUACUCCGCAUGGUUCUGGGAAAUGUCAAGUGGAUCCUUGACCUUGCAAAAUAUUUGGUCGACAACCUUUUCGAAAUCGCUGAUACCAUCCCAACCGAUCGAAGCUCGUUUUCUCUAUCAAGCAAAACCUACGAAUCCCUCUCCCUAGUCCUAAUCCUCUCUAGCGUGCCCCGUUCUUUUCUCCGCCACAUAUUCCGCUACCUCAAUCGCUUCCCUCUAACUUUCAAAGCCGCCAACAAUCUAAGCGGUGAAUCCUACCAGAUUUUCGCCAGCAUAAGCGACACCAUCGAACAAGCAUCCCUAAAGCCUGACGUAUGUGAAAAGAUGCUUGCGCACAUCGAUAGCCUCGUCGCGCGCUCCUACCAAGCCGCGGGUUUCAGCAACGCGGAACGAAACGCCCCCGAACGCGAACUAUUAAUCACCUGCAGCAUCCCGCCGGUCCUUCAGCCGGUCAUCAUGUCGAUAUUGACGGAGACGAUGCCUCUGGUAGUUCGACCGGAGGUUGACAGAAUGGCACUGGCACUGUAUGAUUAUAGUUGGUUGGGGAUUGGGGAUGAUAAGAGGACAGAGCUGUUCAAGCGGACGCAUGAUGUGGAUAUUUUGAAGAGGAAUGUGGGGCGAUUGUUGGAUGGGUCUGUGGCGAAGCGGAGAUGUGUACGCUGCUGCGAAAUUUCGGAGGAUGUCUCGUUGCCGAGAUCGGUUGGUAUGUAUAGGUGGAUUGGGAAGAUUGGGGUGCUGAGGAUGUGCGUUUGUGGGGGGUUGUUUGCGAUGGAGAAUGUGGAGAGGUUGAAUCAGGUGCCGUUUCCGGUGUAUAGGUAG